Molecule: messenger RNA, 1671 nt
Organism: Durusdinium trenchii
Lineage: Eukaryota; Dinophyceae; Suessiales; Symbiodiniaceae
Source: the annotation of a GenBank genome assembly
AUGAAGACUUUCUAUGCGCUCUUGCUGGUGGCAGCCCGGGCUUCCUUGGAGGAGGAGGUGGCAUCGCUGAGGGCUGAGAUGAAAGCACAGAAAGAACUGAUCGAGACCCAGCAAGCGAUGAUCAAGGAGCUUCAGCCUCUGGGUCGGCAGCUUCAAACAUGGGUCACUCAAGCACAACUGACUGCCGCAGUGACCGCACUGCAAAACACGGACUACAACCUGGGAGGGGCCUUGGAUUCUGCCUGGUUGUGCUUGUGCGGUGCCCUGGUCAUGUUCAUGCAUGCUGGCUUUGGCAUGCUGGAGACGGGCAGCUGCCGUGCCAAGAAUGCUUCCAACGUGCUGAUGAAGAACUUGGUGAAUGUUUGUGUGGGCACUUUGGGCUGGUGGCUCUUCGGGUGGGCCUUUGCCUAUGGUGCCCAGAAUGGCAAUGGCUUCAUUGGAACGACAGGCUUUGCUGGCUUUGACUUCUACACGCAAGAUCAGACCACUGGUGUCAUCACGCCCUCGAGCUGCACUGCGGAUGGCUGUCAAUCAGUGAUGCUGAUGUGGUUCUUUCAGUGGGCCUUCUGCACGGCAGGCGCGACCAUCGUCAGCGGUGCUGUGGCGGAGCGGGUGAAGAGUCCCACCUAUGCCAUCUUUGCCUUCUUUAUGGCCAGCUUCAUCUACCCAGUGAUCGUGGCAUGGACCUGGGGUGGGGGUUGGAUUGCUACGGUGCUCGAUGUCGGCUACAUGGACUUCGCAGGCAGCGGCGUGGUCCACCUGACUGGAGGAGUGGCAGGCUUGGCUGGAACCGUCGUUCUGGGACCCCGGGCUGGACGCUUCACCAACCCAGAGGAGUUUGAGUGCCACAAUCUUCCCUUGGUGGUCCUUGGCACUUUUGCUUUGUGGUUCGGCUGGUAUGGCUUCAACCCUGGCUCCACUCUUGCAAUGCAUGAUGGAGCCACCGGCGCGAUGGCAGCACAGGUGGCCAUGAACACGACACUUGCUGCGGCCACCGGUGGCAUCACUGUCUUCAUCCUCCGCUUUGCAAUCCAGAAAAAGUACGAUGUGGGUGGUUUGUGCAAUGGUAUCUUGGCAGGGUUGGUCUCCAUCACCGCAGGCUGUGGCAACAUGGAAUGUGGAAGUGCUUUUGCCACUGGAUUGAUUGGAGCAUUCGUGUACCAGGGUGGAUCCAUGCUUCUGCAGAAGCUCAAGAUUGAUGAUCCAGUGGAUGCGGCCCCAGUUCACGGCUUCUGUGGCAUUUGGGGUGUGUUGGCCUGCGGCCUGUUUGAUUGGGGCAAAGGCUUUGAUUACUAUCACGGCUGGAGCGGAUUUGGUUGCAUGCCAGUGUCAACAACUGACUCGUCCUGCAAGCCAGGCUUGGGAGGGAGUGCAAUCGGAGCACAGUUCAUCCUCAUCAUCAUGGUGAUUAUUUGGUCUGGCAGCCUUUCUGCCAUCACGUUCCUCCUCCUGAAGCUCACCGGAACCUUGCGCAUCAGCGAAGAAGUUGAAGCUGUGGGUAUGGACUCUCAUCAUCAUUCCCCGCCCAAGGCCUAUUCCUUGAAUGCGGGAGCCGGAGCCGCCGGAGGCACCGGCUCUGGGUCCGCUCCACUGGGGGUCCUCCCGUCAGCCCCGGCAGGAUCAGCAAGCAAUCCCAAGGAUGCAUGGGGUGCCAAGGCCGAUCCGGCCUGA